Molecule: messenger RNA, 2916 nt
Organism: Rotaria sordida
Lineage: Eukaryota; Metazoa; Rotifera; Eurotatoria; Philodinida; Philodinidae
Source: the annotation of a GenBank genome assembly
AUGUGGCAGCGGACAUCGAAAUGCAACGAUUUUAAUGGAUCAGUGUGUGCCGAUUUUGUCUACGAUCGAAGUGUAUUUGGUAGAACAUUUACAGAGGAAGCCAAUCUUGUUUGUCAUAACGCUGUGAAACGGACAUGGUUAUCAACUUUAUAUCAAGUUGGAGGUUUUGUAGUUCUCGUGACCGGAACAAUGUCUGACAAGGUUGGACGACGAAAAAUGAUCCAAAUUCUGACUAUUCUACUUUUCUUGGUUCCUUUAUUGACUGAAAUACUUCUGCAAACAAUCACGAUGAGUGUCAACGCUAAGUUUGCUCUUCUGUUGGUCAACCAGCUUUUUUCAAGCAUAGAUGCAUAUCCCAUGGUGUUUCUUCUUCUCAUGGAAUUGACUUCAUCUUCGCACACAAGUCUCGCUGGAAAUCUUGCCUUGAUUGGUUUCACUUUUGGUGAAGCUCUAGUGACCGUUUUUGCUUAUCUGGCUCGUGAUUGGCUACUUCUCAAAUGGAUUAUUAGUGGUUAUUUUGCUCUUGUUUUACCAUAUCUUUACUUUGUUCCCGAAUCACCGUAUUGGUUAUUUAGUACAAAAAAGUACAAUCAAUUGGAACAUUGUCUCAACAAAAUAGCUGCGAAGAAUGGUCGUACACAUGAUCAAUGGCAUCCAUAUUAUAUGCAGUUGAUUCAUGAUCCUGAGAUUGCCAUGCGACAAGCUAAACAUGCAGCGCGAACAGCUAGGGAAAAGUUUCUGAGGCAUGUGCCUCAAUUGAUUAUUUGUGGAUUGAUCGGUUUUGUUACCAUGCUUUUGUAUAUCAAAAUUUCUUAUGGACUCAGUGCCAUGAACGAUGAGGUGAGCCCAUAUUGGAAUAACAUUAUUGGCGCAGCUGUGGAAGGUAUUGGAUAUAUAAGCGUUAGUAUUUUGAUAACUACACGACUUGGCAGAAAGUAUUCGUUGAUGAUCUAUUUGCUGUUAACAUCAAUCUGUGUAUUCAUAAUUCCAUUCAUUACAAAGCCGCUUCCUAUCUUUACUAUUGUUGUAUCACAGAUAGGAAAAUUGACAAUCAGUGGCGCUGUAUCGAUAUCUUGGGUUUAUGUUCCAGAGAUGUUUCCAACAUCUAUGCGUGGCUUAGCUAAUGGUGUCUUUGUGUUUGUCGGGCGUUGCGGAGCUAUUGUAGCGCCCAUCAUUGACACUGCUAUCAGCGACGAAAAAUUAAAAAUCACAUUUUAUGUUUAUGCCUCUGUGACGAUUAUUUUGUCUGGUAUUAUCUAUUUCCUAGCCGAAACACGCAAUCGAUCAUUUCACACGGAUGAAGAUGAAGAGAUAAGUAAAAAUGACGAUGAAACACAAGCCGACAGUAGUAAUAAGAACAAAAAUGGAAUAACUAUGAAUCGCACGAAACUAUCAACGAUCUUUCGAAGUAAUCGAAUCGAUACUCUACAGACUGCAUUCUAAUCGACGUUCUUUUUUGUUACGUCGUGAAAUAUUGAUAAAAUAAAAAUAUUUUGAUAGCGGCACUGGCGCUAUUGCAGAAACUUUUCGUGAGAUAUUCCUCUUAUAAUUGUCUCGAAACUUAUCCAAAAUGAAGAAAUUCACUAAUAAAAUCGAUCUGUUUUUCUUAUUUGGAGUUCUACGGAAAAGAACAAAACAUAUCAUAAGAAUCAGCCCAUCGAACUCUACAAACUGGUAUAUAUUGCAUUCAAAACUGAGGCUUACACUGAAGAUCUAUCCUCAUAAGAGAAAAAAUAUCAUCGGCUUGUAAUAGUAUGCCAGGAGAAAGGGAGGUUUCGAAGAGAUAAAUACAAUUUGCUUUUUUACAAAUGGAUGUUCUUUUUUUUUGUGUGCUUUGUUUUCUUGUUUUAGAUGUUCCGAUUGAUUAAAAAAAGAACGAAGAAACAAUGAUCCGAGAGUAAUUAACAUAUACUCAUGUUGAAAUAGCAAAAAAAUAAACGAAAAAUUUUAUAUAAACGAUAAUUCAAAAAUCUAUAAAUGGAGAGUCAUACGAAUGUUGAAAUAACAAAAAGAAAACAAGAGAAAAAUUUUAUAUAAAUUAUAAUUUAUAAAUUUAUAAUUGGGAAGGCGUACCCAUCUUGAAAUAUCAAAAAAAGCAAAAGAAAACAUUUUAUAUCAAUUAUGAUUUAUAAAUUUAUAAAUGGAGAGGCAUAAACAUGUUGAAAUAGAAAAAAGGACAAGAAAAAUCUUACAUAAAUUAUAAUUUUAAAAUUUAUAAACCAAGAGGUAUACCAAUGUCGAAAUAGGAAUAAGCAAAAGAAUAGUUUUAUAUAAAGUAUAGUUUACAAACUUAUAAAUAGAGAGGCAUAACCAUACUGAAAUGGGAAACAGGAAAAGAAAAGUUUUAUAUAAAUAAUAAUUUAUAAGUUUACAAACAGAUAGCCGCAUGCAUGAUGAAAUAGCAAAAAAUAAAUUUCCUACCAAUUAUACUUUGUCAAUUUAUAAAUCGAAAACCAAAUGCAUGUGGAUAUAGCAAAAUAUAAAAGGGAAAUUUUAUAUCAAAUUAUAAUAUAUAAAUGGAAACGCAUAUACAUGUUCAAAUAGUAAAAAAUCAAAGGAAAAACCUAAUUUCAUGUAUAAUUUAUAGAUUUAUAAAUGGAAGAACAUAGUCACGUUGUCAUACGAAAAAAAAAACGCAAAGGAAAAAUUUUACAUACACUAUAAUUUCUAUCGAAUUUUACUCUUACUUUUCGUUGUAAUUUUGACAUGCAUGUGGCUUUCCAUUUAUAAAGUCAUAAAUUAUACUUGGUAUAUAAUUUAUCUUUUUGGAUUUUUGCUAUUUCAACAUCAGUAAGUCUCACAGUUUAUAAAUUUUUGAAUUAUCAUUUAUAUAAAAUUUUUCCUGUUUUUUUGUUAUUUCAACAUGGGUAUACGUUAAUUGCUCUCGGAUCAUUGUUUCUUCGUUCUUUUUUUUUU